Molecule: messenger RNA, 699 nt
Organism: Strongylus vulgaris
Lineage: Eukaryota; Metazoa; Nematoda; Chromadorea; Rhabditida; Strongylidae
Source: the annotation of a GenBank genome assembly
AUGAUUCAUGUUCAGAAUGACUUGCGAACAGUUUCUAAAACUAAAGGUCCUAAGAGAGCUUUUCUAGGAUGUCGAGAUUUUUGGCGCCCGGCUCGCUUCGGCGGUUUCCUUGAUAACAAAGGGAAGACCCACAUCGCCUUUCAUUCUAGCGAACGUGUGCUACUGGACUGCGUAACUCCAAUGGUGGCUAAUCUAUUCUACGUUUUAAUCGCGUUGUGUUUUGUAAUCGCGCUCACAUCGUCAUUGUCAUUUAUAAUGAAUCUUCUUCCACCGCCUAGCGGAUUUUUACAGUGGUUAAAGAGGAAUACAAUUUUCGAAAUGUGCAACAGUGAUGCUCCUAACGUUAUGCGUUUGUGUGGUAGCUCUCAUUGCUCAAUGCGAAGUAGCACGUGUCAGGCAGGAUUGCGAUGUUUCGCUUGGAGGUGGAGUAUUCAUGGUUUGUCUGGCUGGCAUGAUGUGCUUCUUCGCUGCAACGUCGACAUUACGCCAUUCGUAAUUUUGAUUUGCAGAACGAAAAUGAAUCGACUGCGUCGCAUUGACAAUCAGCGACUUCUGUGUGCAAGAUCUUUAAGAUCUUGGCGUGACUCCGCUCGUCGAUCCGAAGAUGUUCUACCGAUCGUUGAUUUUGAAAGGUCGUUAUUUCCUCUAUUUUCUAUCAAUUAUCUACUGUUUGGCGAUUUUGUUUCAGCCUUAAAUUAA